AUGUUGGAUAAUAUGGGUCGAUCAGCGCUAUGGCAUGCGCAUACGGCGGGUGCAUUUGACUGUGUGUCGAUAUUGCUGAACGCCGGUCUUGAGCCAUCAUUCGGAGUGCCGAACGGUAGCAGUGUUGCUGACAUGAUCACAGGCUCGUUGACGAGUCGUGAAUACUACAGUCCACCUGAAGGUACAGUCAUUAUAUCAGAUGCAAAGUUGAGACGUCAGUCGGAUGUGGCUUUGCGAAGGAUAAACGCAGCUGCUAGUGGCGUUGCUCAGCAACAACAAACCGUCGUCACACCACCACAACAAGCGCCCAUUCAGCCGUCACCACCACAGUUGAAGCACUCCAGUGCAGCCGGAAGCACUCAGCUGCCCCCAGCCCCACUAUCGUCGAACGUCACCUCAAGCUCUCAAAGCGGAGGAGUUGGUGCCUCAAAUGGUUAUCAUCAACGAGCAGCAGAUGCGUUCGAUCGCUUACCAGCCAGUGUCAUAUGA
Messenger RNA from Anisakis simplex (herring worm), 489 nucleotides. Lineage: Eukaryota; Metazoa; Nematoda; Chromadorea; Rhabditida; Anisakidae. The record is from the annotation of a GenBank genome assembly.